AUGUACCUCCUGUACUGCUUCUAUGCCUGUUUGGCAGGCCUCGUCAGCGCUCAGAUUGGCGGCGCCCACGCCUUGGCCCCUAGCAGCGCGACGGCCCAGCCCGCAACCAUCACCAGUGCCCCGUCCGCAACUGAGAAGCACUCCACCUGCAGCGAGAGCACCUCCAACUGCUACUACUCAUACACCACCUGCUUUGGCAAAUUUGGCUUCUACUCCAACUGUUAUGCACCUUGUGUCACUUCUACUGCAUUUACCUGCGAGACGACCAGUACCAAGGCGACUAUAGCAACUCCGUUUGUGGUGCAAGAUUGA
Neoarthrinium moseri is the source of this 312-nucleotide messenger RNA. RefSeq lists its product as uncharacterized. The transcript is spliced from 2 exons. The record is from RefSeq and is a predicted model, not a curated record. Lineage: Eukaryota; Fungi; Ascomycota; Sordariomycetes; Amphisphaeriales; Apiosporaceae. The coding region runs from base 1 to 312 and encodes 103 amino acids.